AUGGAAGAAUACAAAGCAAAAUAUGCCAUACACGAAGCCUGCCGAGAGGGCCAAGCAUCCCGCGUCGACUCCCUGCUCGCCGCAAACCCCAAACUCGCAAGCCUCCGCGACCCAGACGAUCGUCUCCCCAUUCACUGGGCAGUAUCCUACAACCACCUCCCUAUCGUUCAAACUCUCGUGCAGGCCAAGUCCUUCGACCCCGACGUGACAGAUGGUUCCGGCUGGACGCCUCUCAUGAUGGCGUGUUCCCGGAAAGACGCAGAGGCCAUAGUCGACCUACUGCUCUCCAAAGAUGCCGAAGUAAACGCGAAGAACAAUAACGGCCAAACUGCCUUGCACUUUUGCGCAUCGAAAGUCAACCUCGAUAUUGCGCGGACAUUGCUGGCACAGAAGCCACCGGCGAGUGCGCGGACAAAGGACAAGAGGGGCCAACUUCCACUACACCGAGCAGCGGCAGUGGGCAGCGUACCGAUGAUGAAGGCGCUGUUAGAAGCAAAGAGUCCGUUGAAUGCUACCGAUAUGGACGGCAUGACAGCGCUGCACCAUGCGAUGAGCGAGGGGCACGGAGACGCGGCGCUGCUACUGUUGACCAUGGGUGCAGAGCACGAUAAGAAGGACAAUGAUGGCAAUCUGCCGCUGGAUCUCGCGCCAGAUGCGAAGACCAGGAGCUUCAUCUUGCAGGCUGCGGAGAGGGAGGGUAUAGAUCUGCUGUAG
Molecule: messenger RNA, 714 nt
Organism: Alternaria burnsii
Lineage: Eukaryota; Fungi; Ascomycota; Dothideomycetes; Pleosporales; Pleosporaceae
Product: ankyrin repeat domain containing protein
Exons: 2
Coding region: 1-714 (237 amino acids)
Cellular component (GO): cytoplasm; nucleus
Molecular function (GO): protein binding
Source: RefSeq, a predicted model, not a curated record